ACAACAACAUCUCCUACUUGGGUGUUAUGCGCACUUUGGCUUCCCUUCUGCAUGUUUUCACCCGACUUCUCUUCGAAUGAGACCCCUUGAGGAGAAAGCCGUCAUGGCGGACGAACGCACGCCUCUCCUUGCCGAAGUAGAAACACGGCGCCACCGCGAUCGAUACCCGCACCACACGCUCCGCAAAAUAUGCACGACUCUCCUUUCCGCUGUCUUGAUAUUUGGCAUUGGAACUGUCAUUCUUGUCUUCAUCUUAUUUCCCCUCGACGAUGAUGACAGCCUAGCAACGUCAUGGCGCGCAUACUUGCCAGGGCAUGCGCAAGCGUUACCUCCAUCGUGGCCGAGAACUACAGGAAUGGAGUAUAAGGAUUUACAAGAGAUACUCUUAACAGUUCCAAGUCCGAAGAAGGCCCGGGAGUGGAGCAGAUACUAUACGGCUGGUCCGCAUUUGGCGGGUAAGAACCUGAGUCAGGCACUCUGGACAAAGGACCUGUGGCAGGAAUUCGGCAUCAAGAACACCCAUAUCGUUGAUUACGAUAUCUAUGUCAAUUAUCCGAAGGACCAUCGUUUGGCGCUGCUGGAAAGGAACAAGACAUCGAAGGGGCUGGAAGUGCUGGGGUCUGCUGAUACCGAUUCGUGGAUGAUCAAAUACGAAGCAUCCUUAGAAGAAGACGUGCUCAAGGAGGAUGGCACAAGCGGCCUUUCGAACCGUAUUCCGACGUUCCAUGGUUAUAGUGCCUCCGGAAACGUCACCGCCCCCUAUGUGUUCGUCAACUACGGCACUUAUGAGGAUUUUGAAGAGCUGGUCGCUAAGAAUAUCAGUUUGGAGGGGAAGAUUGCAUUGGCCAAAUAUGGUAAUGUGUUCCGGGGUUUGAAGGUCAAAAGAGCUCAGGAGAUGGGCAUGAUCGGAGUGGUUAUGUACUCUGAUCCCGGGGACGAUGGUGAAGUGACGGAGCAGAGCGGUUACGAAGUCUAUCCCAAGGGUCCGGCUCGGAAUCCCAGCAGCGUACAGCGCGGAAGCUGUCAGUUCCUCAGCUUCGCUCCCGGUGACCCAACCACCCCGGGAUAUCCGUCCAAACCGGGCGUCCCUCGCCAACCCGUAGACCACGCCAUACCGUCCAUUCCAUCUAUACCUAUCUCCUAUAAAGAUGCGCUACCUCUCUUGAGAACACUGAACGGCCACGGCCCGAACGCGUCAUCCUUCAGCAAGUAUUGGCACGGAGGAGGACUUGGCUACAAAGGCGUCGACUACAACAUUGGCCCAUCCCCUGACCACGUGGUCCUGAACCUCGUAAAUGAGCAAGAGUAUGUAACAACACCUAUGUGGAAUGUCAUCGGCAUCAUCAACGGCAGCAUCCCAGAUGAAGUCGUCAUUCUUGGUAACCAUCGAGACGCAUGGAUUGCAGGAGGGGCUGGCGAUCCAAACAGCGGGUCCGCGGCCUUCAAUGAACUGAUUAGGGCGUUUGGUAAAGCUCUGAAAUUGGGCUGGAAGCCCUUGCGAACCAUCGUCCUUGCGUCUUGGGAUGGUGAGGAAUACGGACUGCUGGGCUCUACUGAAUGGGUUGAAGAGUACAUACCGUGGUUACAGGCCUCUGCCAUUGCGUAUCUGAAUGUUGAUGUCGGUACCAACGGGCCUUACUUAAGGACAAGCGCAGCGCCGCUCCUCCACAAGGUGCUCAAAGAGACGGCGUACCUCGUCCAAUCACCGAACCAAACCAUUCCGAAGCAGACUGUUGGAGACACUUGGGACCAUCGUAUUGCGACUAUGGGCUCUGGCUCCGACUUUACCGCUUUCCAGGACUUCGCCGGCAUUCCUUCUCUGGACAUGGGCUUUGGCGCCGGCGGAAGAUCUCCCGUUUAUCAAUACCACUCGAAUUACGACUCGUUUGACUGGAUGGAAAGGUUUGGAGAUCCAGGUUUCCACUAUCAUGCUACGAUAGCAAAGCUAUGGGGGCUAAUUGCGGCCAACCUUAUCGAGACCCCUGUCAUCCAGCUCAAUGCCACCGACUAUGCGGAGGGCCUAAACUCUUACGUCGCGUCUCUCAAGGAGAAGGCAGUCAACGAGACGGACAUAGACCCAGCUGCGUUCGUUCUCCUGGACAAGGCGAUCGAUCGCUUCCAAAUCGCAAGCAGUGCACAUGACGCCGUUGCUGCUUCCCUUACUCAGAAGCUCCUGGAUGAUGAUAUUCCAUGGUGGAAGUGGUGGGAGAGGGUCAAACUCUACUAUGCCAUUCGGAAAGUCAACACAAAGUACAAGCUACUUGAGCGUCAGUUCCUGUACGCCAAGGGCCUGGAUGACCGGCCGUGGUUCAAACAUAUCGUAUUUGCGCCGGGCAAAUGGACUGGGUAUUCUGGGGCUACCUUCCCUGGUAUUGUGGAAGGUAUCGAGACCAAGGACUUGAAAUCGGCGAAACGGUGGAUAAAUAUUGCGGCGGGUAUAGUAGCUAGUGCUGCGGAGCAUUUGGAGUAGAGAAGAGGGAAUUAUCUGGCCACUGUCUCCAUGCACAUGAGCCGUUUAAGUAAAGCAUUGAAUAUCAAACCAAGAUUCUGAGACGUGC
Molecule: messenger RNA, 2558 nt
Organism: Westerdykella ornata
Lineage: Eukaryota; Fungi; Ascomycota; Dothideomycetes; Pleosporales; Sporormiaceae
Product: Zn-dependent exopeptidase
Exons: 3
Coding region: 77-2470 (797 amino acids)
Molecular function (GO): carboxypeptidase activity
Source: RefSeq, a predicted model, not a curated record